Molecule: messenger RNA, 953 nt
Organism: Dermatophagoides pteronyssinus (European house dust mite)
Lineage: Eukaryota; Metazoa; Arthropoda; Arachnida; Sarcoptiformes; Pyroglyphidae
Source: RefSeq, a predicted model, not a curated record
UUUACAGUAAAUGUAAUGUUCAAUUCUCAUUUAUCAGUCGGUACAUUAUUACAUGCUGGGCCAUCGUGUAUCAUUAAACCACAGCCAAGGCUAGUGAAUGGAGUUAAUCGCUUCCUUUUGGUUGAUUAUACACAAGUAAAACACCGAGGAAUCUGCUAUUCAACAUUGCUUUGCAAACAAAAAGGUGGCGUAGCCAUUGGCAAAUGUGGUAUCGGUAAUUCAUGUUGUGUUUUUCCACAAACCUGUAACAGUAUUUCGAUUCGAAAUUCAACCUAUUUCACCAGUCCCGAUUAUCCAUCGUUGAUAAAUGGAUCCAAAGAAACCGAAACAAAUCAUAAUUAUCAUGAUGAGGACAAUGAUGUUUAUGAUGACUUAUCAAUAAUCAAUGAACAAUCGAAAAAUAAUCAAUGUUCACUCACAAUACAUAGAAUGCCUGGCAUACACCCGAUAUGUCAAAUCAGGCUGGAUAUUAUUGAAUAUGAAAUAGAAGGUCAUCAUCAUGAUGAUACUAAUAUGAUACGCUAUUCGGAAAGUGAUCAUGGCUGUCGUUAUAUAAAUAAACAAAGCGAAAAUGCUUCUGGUUCUUCUACUAGUGGUGAUAUAUUGGAUUGGAUUACUCUAAGAGCAAUGCGUCAUGAUCAUGCUGAUAUCAUCGAGCCUUUAUGUCCAUCAUCAAAAGUAGGACAAUAUGUGAUUGUCGAUGUACAGCAACAUAUUGGUCCAUUUUAUUUAACCGUACAUACCGGGUCAUGGUCAGGCCGUCGUCGUUGGAAUCUUUUAAUCAAUCAAAUUGAAUGCGAUCGUAAUCCAAAUGAGAACGAACGUCGAAUACAGACGAAUACAAUCGAUACGAAGUAGUGACAUUUUUAUGUUAUAUUAAUAUGGACACAAUUCCUUCACAAAACAAAAACUUUUAACGGCUUAUUUUGCCCAUCAUUUGAUGACAUAAUGUA